Molecule: messenger RNA, 942 nt
Organism: Haliotis rufescens (red abalone)
Lineage: Eukaryota; Metazoa; Mollusca; Gastropoda; Lepetellida; Haliotidae
Product: ectonucleotide pyrophosphatase/phosphodiesterase family member 5-like
Exons: 1
Coding region: 79-942 (287 amino acids)
Source: RefSeq, a predicted model, not a curated record
UGAACAUGACAACCUGAAAACAGUUGAUUGUUUCCAGAUUCUUGUUAGAAUUGCGACGUAAUUUCAAGUCGCACGAACAUGAUUUCAAUGUUAACUGUGUUUGUUUGUCUAUCGUAUUGUAUUCCGAUUAAUAGCCACUUUGAAAAAGCGAGUUCGCCGCCGAAGUUGUUAGUGAUUUCAUUCGAUGGAUUCAGGUGGAAUUAUUUGGAGCGGACGUAUACUCCGCACUUCGACGUUUUCUUGAAAAAUGGAGCACACUCAAAGAAUGGCCUCAAGAACGCGUUCAUUACCAAUACAUUUCCAAACCAUUACACUCUAGCUACGGGAUUGUGGGAAGAAAGCCAUGGCAUCGUGGCCAAUACGAUGUACGACCCAAAACUGAAAGAAGUUUUCACUCUUGGCCUAUCAGCAUCAAAUAUAGCCGAUCAGAGGAGUGCAAAGUGGUUUGAUGAUGGCGGCGAACCCGUGUGGGUGAAGAACCAGCUUCACAACCCUCACCACAGAAGCGGCAUUGUGAUGUGGCCGGGAGGGGGUGCUCCUGUCAAGGGUGUCCAUGCUGUCCACAAUAUCUUGUAUGAUCCAUCUGUCAAAAACAACACGAGGGUAGAUACCAUUUUGGAUUGGUUCACAGCAACCUAUCCUAUCAACCUUGGUCUUCUUUAUUUUGAGCAACCAGAUGAAUUUGGUCACCAAUUUGGACCAGAUUCUAGACAGGUGACAAGAAUGAUCGGAGGGUUGGACGAUGUAGUCGGUUAUCUGUUGAAGCGUAUGAAAGAGAAGGGUUUGUUGGAAAAUACAAACGUUAUCAUAACAAGUGAUCAUGGAUUUUCAAACACUCCACCUGAAAAUGUUAUUAAUUUGGAUAAAUACAUUGAUCCAUUGUCAUACAAGAUAUUUGCAAGUGACCCAAUUGGAAAUAUUUUGCCCAAUGAAGGUAAGUAG